Branchiostoma belcheri (Belcher's lancelet) is the source of this 1120-nucleotide messenger RNA. RefSeq names its product transcription termination factor 4, mitochondrial-like. Gene Ontology annotation, biological process: regulation of DNA-templated transcription. The coding region runs from base 62 to 1024 and encodes 320 amino acids. The transcript has 4 exons. Gene Ontology annotation, molecular function: double-stranded DNA binding. The record is from RefSeq and is a predicted model, not a curated record. Lineage: Eukaryota; Metazoa; Chordata; Leptocardii; Amphioxiformes; Branchiostomatidae.
GCUGUGGACAGUAUGCUACAAUGAUGGCACCAAAUGGUUAUCAAAAUGUCAAAGCUUGCUGAUGCCAUCGACUUGCAAGUACUCAGGAGUUACACAUAAAGGAACAGACACACAGAAGGAAGAUACAGACAUACAGACAACUGAAGAACUGGUUUCCUCCAUUCUGUCUCGCAUCGAGGAGACUCAAAACGUCCCCCAGAAAACCUCAGAUCUACCCGACAGUGCACGAUUCUGGGUGAAUCGCUUGUUAGAAAUCGGCUGCACACAGAAACAAGUCUACCACUUCGUCACCACAAACUCACAGCUCCUCAACAUCCCUGACGAGAAAGUAAAAGAAGUCUUCGCUCUGUUCCUGUACUUGGAUAUAAGCAAGAACAAAGUCAUGGACCUCCUAAGCACUUAUCCGGAGAUCUUGAGAGAACAGCCGGCGGACUUGAAAAGGAAGGUACAGAGUCUGCAGAAACAUGUGGCGAGCGUGGAGAAUGUAGCAAAGGUGGUCCUAAAGUGUCCGCAGGUCCUGACUCUGCCACUGUCAAAAGUGAGAGGUGUCGUGGCAGUCCUGAAGGACAACUGCCAGUUCAAGAGUGCGCAGGUGCAGACCAUCCUGACCACCACCCCCGUGGUUCUGUUGGCCUCUCCCGAGCAUGCGGAGCUGCUGUUUCAGUACGCGUUCUUUGCCAUGGGGGCCACCAGAGAGGACAUGGUGAGGGCCUUCCUGUUCAGGCACACGUGGGAACACAUCAGGAGCAGGCACAUGUUUCUGGAGAGGAGAGGCAUGUACCAACCCCCUGACAAGAAGGGGAAGACCAAAGACCCCAACCCUCCCCUCAGGGACAUCCUGGCUACAACAACCAAGGACUUCCUCACUCAGGUUGCUUUUGCCAGCUACGAGGAGUAUGCAACGUUUGAGGCUCUUCUGGAACAAGAAGAAGAGACAGACGCGGACACAAGUGACAUGUCCAGUUCUGAUGAGUCUGAGACAGAGGAGGACACUGAUGAGGAUGAGGAGACAACAGAGAGAUGAGAUGAUGAACAGGGUUGCCUUUCAUAAGCAAUAUUUUUGGGGCUAAAAAACCCUAAUGUCCACUACCAAAAAAAAUAUCCGCCCAAGCCCUUUAUC